AUGAAGGCGCAGACACUGGGCCUCUCCUUGCUGCUCACCGCGGCGCCUGCAGUGCAGGCUGUGCCCUCGAGCGAACUUCAGCAUGUUCUCGCGAACGUUGCCCAAUACGCGGACGCUGCGACGGGCGGACUCUUCGGAACUGUCGCCAAGGGCGCGAAUGCCGUGCUCGACGACAUUGAGCAGGUGGUGGAAGAGAAGGUCCACCAGGCUGAGGGUGCCACUGAGAGGUGGUUCGAUCGCCUUGGUCGGGAAAUGAUCAAACAGAAUGGGCUUACUUACGAGCUCAUCACGCACCCUGCCUUUGUGGAUCACUCCUUGCGGACCACCGACCCGGAGCUGUGUGACCCGUCUGUCAAGCAACAUUCUGGCUAUCUCGACAUUACGGAUGGGAAGCACUUGUUCUUCUGGUUCUUCGAGUCGCGCGGAAACCCUUCCACUGACCCACUGGUUCUCUGGCUCAACGGUGGACCGGGAUGCAGUUCCUCCACGGGGCUGCUCUUCGAGCUUGGCCCCUGUCGCAUUUCGGACGAGGGCAAGAACACGACCGUCAACCCUCAUGCAUGGAACAACAACGCUAACAUCAUCUUUCUUGACCAGCCCGUUAACGUUGGCUACUCGUACAGUUCGGAUGGCUCGAAGGUCAACACGAGUCCCGUUGCGGGGGAGGACGUCUACGCAUUCCUAGAGCUAUUCCUUGCGCGCUACCCGGAGUACUCUGAGCUUCCCUUCCACCUUGCCGCCGAGAGUUACGGCGGAACAUAUGCACCGAACAUUGCGUCCGUGAUUUACAAGCGCAAUAAGGAGCUAGAGAGCGCCGUGGCACCCACUCCGGGUGUACAGACGAUCAAACUGUCGUCCGUAGUGCUCGCGAACGGACUCACGAACCCAUUGAUUCAGAUGGCGUCUGUUCCCGACUACGCCUGCGAGGGUCCUUACCCCGUUUACGAUGAUCCCGAGGGUCCGGAGUGCCAGGCCCUGCGCACCAAGGUUCCGACCUGCGAACGCCUUAUCAGCAGCUGCUAUUCGUUCAACUCGCGUCUCACGUGUGUCCCGGCCGCCCUCUACUGCUGGGGCCAGCUCUUCGGUCCCCUGCAGCAACUUGGCUUGAACAUGUACGAUGUACGCAAGAAGUGCGACAAGUCCAAGGAUGGCGACCUCUGCUACCGCGAGAUGAACUGGAUAGACACUUGGAUGAACGAGCCGAAGCACAUGGAGGCCCUCGGUGUCGAUCCUAGCCGCAAAUUCGCGUCCUGCAACAUGGAAGUGAACCAGGACUUCAUGCUCCAAGGUGAUGGCAUGCACAACAGCGCGCUCCUUCUGCCCGACCUGAUCAACGACGGAGUUCGCCUGCUCGUCUACGCUGGCAACGCCGAUCUCAUGUGCAACGCGAUCGGUAACGAGCGCUGGGUCGAGGAUCUCGAGCACAAGUUCCACAAGGAGUUCGUCGCGACGAAGUCCAAGUCUUGGGUUGCCGACACGACUGGCCGCGUCGCUGGCGAGGUUCGCGCCGCAGGCAAGGGCGCUGGAAGCGUUACCUUCGUCCAAGUAUACGAGGCUGGCCACAUGGUACCUUUCGACCAACCGGAGCACGCUCUUGACAUGUUUGAGCGCUGGACUAGCAACGAGGCGUUCUUUUAG
Molecule: messenger RNA, 1638 nt
Organism: Peniophora sp. CBMAI 1063
Lineage: Eukaryota; Fungi; Basidiomycota; Agaricomycetes; Russulales; Peniophoraceae
Source: the annotation of a GenBank genome assembly